AACAAAAUCAAAUUUUGCUGUUGGGGUCGUGUAUUCCGAAUCAGAAGAUUUGAGUUUGGCACCCAUGAUGAAAAUUGGAACUGGACGAAUAUUCGAUAAGGAUCAUUAUAAACAAAAUGUAAGAAAAAGUAUUUUAACAGACAAGACAAUGGCAAUUGUAGCAAGCAGCAAAGAAUUUGCAAAAAAUUGUCAGAAAAAAUUUUCCAUAUCAAAAGAUGAUAUAUCAAACCAAAAUGUGGGGAAUAAUAAAUAUUUAUAUACAGAUAAAAAGCUGGUUCAUGCAGAGUUUUAUUUUAAGUCAAAGAAACAUUAUAGACUUUAUUUUCAUGCAUAUCUUUUGAAAAAUCUAUCAAUGACCUGGAUAUUUGAAAUUGGAAAUGAAGAAGGUGAUGAUGAUCAAAAAGAAAAUGAUAUGUUAAUUCCAUUAAAACACUAUACUUUGAUUGAAUUUAUAGAAAAUAUCUUUGGCAAUGGUCCUGUAAUAUCCGAAAUGAUGAAGAAAAUAUGUCUUGAACAUUCAAAAUUUUAUAAUGAUGAUGUAGUAGUUAAUUUGAAUCCAAAGUCAAGCUUUUUCAAACAAUUAUCCAUUGAUCUUAUUGAAGAGUACAAUGAGGAACUUGAUAUAAUGACGGAGAAUCUAAUUCCUGAAAAUCUCCAUAACUUUCUUGUAAAAUUCUUUUCAGAAAGAUUAUCAGAAGAUGAAUGGUUAAUUAAAAUUGAUGACUUGAUCUGUUCAAAUAAAAAUGAUAAGCUUAUGGUGACAAUAUCACGAGUGAUAUGGUGUAUAUUACCUCAAUUCAUAAAGGCAUUUUUUCUAGGACCUUUCAAUCCUCUUCUCAACAUUACAUCUAUUGAAAGACCUCAUCUUAAUUCUUUUGUUCACACAUGCUUGGAAUCCACUUUGUGGAAUGUUGCCUGUGUAAGUUAUGAAUUUAGUGAAAUUCAUUUCCACAGCAAUUUAAAACGUGAAUAUGCAGAUGGUAUUGGAAGGAUGUUGCUUUCCGUAAAUGGAUUUGAAAAUUCUUAUUCUGUAAAGAGACAGUUGGAUGUUGAAGAAUAUGGAUUGGAUGAUGUUUGA
Entrophospora candida is the source of this 1078-nucleotide messenger RNA. NCBI's taxonomy places the organism in Eukaryota, Fungi, Glomeromycota, Glomeromycetes, Entrophosporales, Entrophosporaceae. The record is from the annotation of a GenBank genome assembly.